This is a messenger RNA of Entelurus aequoreus (snake pipefish), 4143 nucleotides long. RefSeq names its product gastrula zinc finger protein XlCGF57.1-like. Gene Ontology annotation, molecular function: DNA-binding transcription factor activity, RNA polymerase II-specific; RNA polymerase II cis-regulatory region sequence-specific DNA binding. The transcript has 4 exons. The record is from RefSeq and is a predicted model, not a curated record. Bases 303 to 2372 code for a protein of 689 amino acids. NCBI's taxonomy places the organism in Eukaryota, Metazoa, Chordata, Actinopteri, Syngnathiformes, Syngnathidae. Gene Ontology annotation, cellular component: nucleus. Gene Ontology annotation, biological process: regulation of cytokine production; regulation of immune system process; negative regulation of transcription by RNA polymerase II.
CAAACACGGCGAGGAUAAAGCAAGAUGGCGUCUGACGGUGAAGACGUUCUUGCAGUCGUCACAGUUUAGUGUUCUUAAUCUGUGCGUCCAUGUACACAUAUAUGUCCUUUAUUACACUCUAUUAAAUAUAGUAAUAAUAACUGUUUGUAUAUUAGUCUGAGUGCACUUUGAUGCUUCUCCAGCUAGCUUAGCUUGCUAGUUAGCUUAGCUUGUUAGCUGCUAACAAAGAGAGGCGGAAGUGAUGAAAACACAUCGCUAAGCAGAGAUCAAGUGUGAGUGUAAAGUGUUGUGAUUGUGUGAAAAUGUGCGAAAGAACCAUAGCAGAGUACGAGGAGGAACUUUGUCCAACAAAAGAGGAGAAGGAUCAAAAAAAUCAAGUUGUGUUACACACAACAGACAUCCAUCAGCUGAUUGGACACCAAGAAGAAUGUCUCCCUCAUCUGCAGGGGGACAGUUUCACUUUAGAGGAUCCACAGCCCUCACAUUUUAAAGAGGAAGAGGAGGGAGAGUGUGUUGUAGGGCAGGAGGAGGAUGAUGUCAGCAAGUUUCCACUGACUGUUGUCUCUGUGAAGACUGAAGAGCAUGAAGACAAAGCACCUGAGUCCUCACAGCUUCAUCACAGUCCAAACAUCCAUCAGCUGAUUGGACACCAAAAAGAAUGUCUCCCUCAUCUGCAGGGGGACAGUUUCACUUUAGAGGAUCCGCAGCCCUCACAUUUUAAAGAGGAAGAGGAGGAAGAGUGUGUUGUAGGGCAGGAGGAGGAUGAUGUCAGCAAGUUUCCACUGACUGUUGUCUCUGUGAAGACUGAAGAGCAUGAAGACAAAGCACCUGAGUCCUCACAGCUUCAUCACAGUCCAAACAUCUGUGAAGAACAACUUCUGCCUGAAAAACAGGAGAGUAGCCUCAGAAUGGUGAAGGAGGAUCCACCAAAGAGGAAGACCAGACACCACGGACCCUCUGGCGUCUCCUUUUCCUCUUUGACACAGACCCUUCCCUGUAAAAAGGAAGAGGAACACUCACUGACCCCCCACAUUAAAAAGGAAGAGGAGGAACACAGCAUCAGUCAGGAGGGAGAUCAUCUUGAAGGACUGGUGGAGUUCCCAGUGACUGGUGUGCCUGUGAAGAGUGAAGAUGAUGAGGUCAAAGGUGAGAGUGAGGAGAAGAGAGAGGCGGAGCCUCCAAGCAGCAGCUCAACACAACACAUGACAACAGAAGCUGAUGGAGACCACUGUGGAGGAUCACAAGCAGACAAGAUGUUAGCUCCACUAUCAGAUAGUGAGGACACAACGUCACACUCUCCUGACACUGAUGAUGAACACUCUAAAGAUGGUAAGACAUGUCACACUGACAACACACACCUCACAUGUUCUCACUGUGACAAAACCUUUAAAGAUCAUUGGCACCUGAAAAGACACAUGAGAACACACACUGGAGAAAAACCUUUUCCCUGUUCAAUCUGUGGUAAAGGUUUUGUACACAGUCACCAUUUGAAAGCACACACGAGAAUACACACUGGUGAAAAACCUUUUUCCUGUUCAAUCUGUGGUAAAGGUUUUGUUCGAAGUAAAUAUUUGAAAGUGCACAUCAGAACACACACUGGUGAAAAACCUUUUAUCUGUUCAAUCUGUGGUAAAGGUUUUUCAAAAAGUCAUAAUUUGAAAAGACACAUGAGAACACACACUGGUGAAAAAUCACAUUCCUGUUCAAUCUGUAGUAAAUAUUUUGUAGAAAGUCAACAUUUGAAAGUACACAUGAGAACACACACUGGUGAAAAACCUUUUUCCUGUUCAAUCUGUGGUAAAGGUUUUACAUUAAGUCAACAUUUGAAAGUACACAUGAGAAUACACACUGGUGAAAAACCUUUUUCCUGUUCAAUCUGUGGUAAAGGUUUUGUUCGAAGUAAAUAUUUGAAAGUGCACAUCAGAACACACACUGGUGAAAAACCUUUUAUCUGUUCAAUCUGUGGUAAAGGUUUUUCAGAAAGUCAUAAUUUGAAAAGACACAUGAGAGCACACACUGGUGAAAAAUCACAUUCCUGUUCAAUCUGUAGUAAAUAUUUUGUAGAAAGUCAACAUUUGAAAGUACACAUGAGAACACACACUGGUGAAAAACCUUUUUCCUGUUCAACCUGUGGUAAAGGUUUUACAUUAAGUCAACAUUUGAAAAGACACACUAGAACACACACUGGUGAAAAAUCACAUUCCUGUUCAAUCUGCAACAGAAGCUUUUGUGACCCAUCAAACCUUGUAGCACACAUGAGAACACACCCAGGAGAGCAAGUGUUGAGUUGCAGUGUGUGUGGUGAAAGAUUCUCUCAUAAGUACCAGUGUAAGAAACACAAGUGUGCUGGUGAGAACAGCAGCAGCAAAUGAAACUGCAGGAUUUCAAAUCAACUGUCAAGACUUUAAUGUUGACUUUCUAACAACAUCAGCACAUGUGUGACAUUGUUGUUUGUGUAACAAUCUUGUUAACAUGCUUCUACAUAUAUAGAUUAGAUAGUUAGAAAGAUUGAAGUAUUACAUAUUAUUUUUAUUUCUAAUUGUUAUAGAUCCCAUAGAUUAGCAUCUUUAUAUGAUGUCCCACCUUCUACCAACCUAGUCAUGUCCGUUGUGUCCUUGAGCAAGACACUUCACCCUUGCUCCUGAUGGCUGCUGGUUAGCGCCUUGCAUGGCAGCUCCCGCCAUCAGUGUGUGAAUGUGUGUGUGUGAAUGGGUGAAUGUGGAAAUACUGUCAAAGCGCUUUGAGUACCUUGAAGGUAGAAAAGCGCUAUACAAGUAUAACCCAUUUAUCAUUUAUCAUAUGUACACUACCGUUCAAAAGUUUGGGGUCACAUGUAAAUGUCCUUAUUUUUGAAGGAAAAGCACUGUACUUUUCAAUGAAGAUAACUUUAAACUAGCCUUAACUUGAAAGAAAUACACUCUAUACAUUGCUAAUGUGCUAAAUGACUAUUCUAGCUGCAAAUGUCUGGUUUUUGGUGCAAUAUCUACAUAGGUGUAUAGAGGCCCAUUUCCAGCAACUAUCACUCCAGUGUUCUAAUGGUACAAUGUGUUUGCUCAUUGGCUCAGAAGGCUAAUUGAUGAUUAGAAAACCCUUGUGCAAUCAUGUUCACACAUCUGAAAACACUUUAGCUCGUUACAGAAGCUACAAAACUGACCUUCCUUUGAGCAGAUUGAGUUUCUGGAGCAUCACAUUUGUGGGGUCAAUUAAACACUCAAAAUGGCCAGAAAAAGAGAACUUUCAUGUGAAACUCGACAGUCUAUUCUUGUUCUUAGAAAUGCAGGCUAUUCCACAAAAUUGUUUGGGUGACCCCAAACUUUUGAACGGUAGUGUACAUAUGUACUGGUUCACAUGUGAAACAUCUUCUGGACCACUUCAGGAAGCAUAUUAUUAUUUACUUUAUACAUCAUUUCAACAGUUGUCUUUUAUACAAUUUUAAAAUGUGUGACUUUAUGAAUUAUUUGUUGGGUCUCUAUAAUCCAUUUUAUUAAUGAUCUUUAUUACUCUCUUUUGUAAUAUGAUGAUUGUGUUGUGAUUGUUUUAUAUGUAUGUCCCCAGACCAUUAUGCAAUAUAAAAGUGAGAAAAAAUGGCUGAAUUGUUUGUGGAAGGAUGGUUUUGUUUUUACAAACUUACAUUUGUGGAUAAAACAAAAAAUCCCUAUUGUUGUGUUUUAAACAUGCUUUAUGUUUUGUUUUGUUUUCUCUUUAAACAUCCCCAAAACAAUAUACAUUUCAGAAAACAAGUGUGGAGUGUCAGGCAAAAGCCAAUAUUGUACAUCAUCCCACAGAGAUUUACUUUGCAUACAUUCAUAAAAUAAACUGUUUAUUUUGUUUCCCUAUCACAGAAGGAACAAGUGUUGUCUUCAAUUGCAAUACAACAUCCUAAAAAUUAUUUUAAGUGGUCUAUUUCGUCUUUUUUUUUUCUUAAAUGAACUCCUUUGCUUUUGGAAGAAUGGAAGCUUUUAAGUUAUUUGUAUUUUUUUGUUUGUUUGUUUUGUUUCAGAGAAAAUACAGCGAAGAAGCAAUAGUAAAGAAUUGUCUAAUAUCAGAGUUUCAAAUUUGUAAUAUUGUGUCCAUCCACCAAAAGCCCAGAAAGUUUAGAAAAUAGUUCUGAAAAACAUUAUAUGCUGUAUUUAGAAUAUUUUG